This is a messenger RNA of Saccostrea echinata, 2413 nucleotides long. RefSeq lists its product as uncharacterized. The record is from RefSeq and is a predicted model, not a curated record. The coding region runs from base 269 to 2413 and encodes 714 amino acids. The transcript has 12 exons. NCBI's taxonomy places the organism in Eukaryota, Metazoa, Mollusca, Bivalvia, Ostreida, Ostreidae.
GGAUAGUCUCUAAGGUUUAUUUAAACAAAAUAAUAUACUUUUUUCUGCAUUUGGUUUAACAGACCUUGUCAAAUAAUGCUGAUCUGCCAAGCUUUGCACUCAACAGAGUGCCUCACCUAUCACUUAUUUAAUAAACAAACUGCCGGAUUGAAUUUUUAUCAUCCACACAAAAAUUCGGCUUUUAUCUUUGGUCCAUUCACGAAGACCCCUGCUGACCCUGCUCGUAAAACAAACUGCGCAUCCCUGACCGAGGUCAGAGUAGCCGAAGAUGUCGGAGGAGAAGAGAUCAACACGUGGGAGAAAACGAUCUUUAACAGAUUCAGCAAGAAAACGAAACAGAAGUUUGGUUGUGUCAAAAUAUAAUCAAGGAAGAAUAGCUAUAGGUGGUCAGUAUGAUCGUUGGAUGGAAUUAAAAGAGACGCUGCAGCUUAAAACUCAUGCUGAUGUAGCAGAGUACCUGCUUGAUCGGAAUGAAACCUUGACAUUUGAAAGUUCUCCCAAGAAGGUGAAAACUGCAUUAAGUGCAGUAACAUCAACACCGGGACAUGCAGCUACAAUUUUCCCACCCAAAUUUUCAGAUGUUUCUGAAAUAUCUUCAGAUCUGGACAAGGGGGACAGAAAUUCAAAUUUAUCUGGUAUAGAGCAGUUUGUAAAAACUGAUAUGAAAACAAAAACUCCAAGCAGUUUCUUGAAUCCUUUAGAUCUCUCAAUCUGCUUAUCAGAAAACUACACCAACGAGGACUCGGAGGAUUCAUCAGAUGAAGAUUAUGAGCCUAGUUACAUAAUGACGAUUAGAGAGGACACUCAGACUGAAGCCAUGGUUGAGGACUCAGAGAACGAGGAUAGCUGUGAUGAGGAAUCAAAUGAUAAUCUACGCCCGGGGAUUGCCAAAAUUUUAACUCAAGAGGAAAUUGAGGGCUGUAAGGAAGAUCAUCCUUUCAUUGUUUACCUCUCUCAGUUACUAACAUUAGCUGAAUUAUGUGUCCUGCCAAACUGUCAGCUUAAAGGAUGCAAAAAACCAGUGCAUUUGGAGAAAGCUGUUGUUGGGUCAGCACUCUAUUUAAAAUGGAAUUGUUCUGAUGGACAUCAAGCACAGCAGUGGUGCUCACAGCCUGUCUUAAACAGAGGAAUGCAUUUAGGGGAUUUGACACUCUCCUCUUCCAUCUUACUCUCUGGAAGCAAUUUUCAGAAAGUGUCAAUGAUGGCCAAAUUUAUGAAAUUACCGAUUGUGAGCAAAAACUCAUUUUAUAAAAUGCAAAGAACGUACUUGAUUCCAGCAGUGGAUGAAUUUUGGACAGAACAUCAGGAAACUGUGUUUAACCAGUUUCAAGGAAGAGAUGUAACAAUACUUGGAGAUGGCAGAAUGGAUAGCCCCGGUCACACUGCUCAAUAUUGCUCCUAUACAUUCAUGGAGUAUGACACCAAGACCAUUUUGCACAUAAUUACUAUGGACAAGCGAGUGACAGAGAAAAAAAGCACAAAUCUUGAGAAAGCUUGCUUUGUCCAGGGCUUGAGAUAUCUUCUGGACAAGGGACUUCAUAUUAGUGAAGUUGUUACAGAUGCUCAUGUUCAAGUUGCCUCAGUAAUGAAAAAAGACUUCCCAGACAUAAGACAUUCUUUUGAUAUUUGGCAUGGGACGAAAAACUUAGGCAAGAAAAUCAUCAAGGCAGGUCAGCAGAAAAACCAAAAAGAUAUCCUAUCAUGGACAAAAGAUGUUGUCAACCAUUACUGGUACACAGCUACCAUCUCAAACACAAAGGAGGAGUUUAUUGGGAAUUGGAUAGGAAUCCUCCAUCACACAGUUAAUGUUCACACAUGGGUUUUGCCCUAUAGUGACAUUAACGAAUGCAACCAUGGACCACUGACUGAAGAACGAACAAAAGGGUGGUUAGAAAAGGAUUCUCCAGCUCAUGUGGCUCUUCGGGAAAUUGUGUUAGACAAACGUCUCCAGAACAAUGUGACCUACUAUCUUAACUGCAGGAGCACAGCAGAACUUGAGAAUUUCCAGAACGUAGUGAAUGCAUAUGCAUCCAAGCGUCACUCCUACAACCCACCUUCAUAUAGGUGCAGGAAUCGACUUGCUGCCUUGGACCAUAACCACCAUAUAAAUAGAAACGUUCUUGUCAAGAAAGAUGGAGCAACACAAUAUCAGAGGAGCUAUAACAAAAAAAGUGGAAGAUGGGCAGUUCAUCCUGUGAAAGAGAAGAAAGCAUUUUCAUAUAUCCCAUCUCUGCAAGAGAAGAUUCUAUUGUCAAGAGUGUCGGAUGAAGUAGGGAUGAACCAACCCGUGGUGCUGGAGGCAGAUGAUCCAAGAAGGUUGUCAUCCCAUCUGGCUCCACUCCCACCCCCUCCAACUGAACAGCUUGUUGUAGAGCAGAAGUCAAGGUUUCUAAAACAAGAAAGAGACAAUUGA